AUGAAUGGCGACGAGAAAAUUGAGGUUCCCGAACCUGUCGAAGAUAGCCAUGAGACCUUGAAGACUGAGCUGUCAGCAUGGAAAGCCUACUGGCGUCUCCUAACCUAUGCCAACUCUGUUGACAUCGUCUUGCGAAUAUGCGGUGCAGCUGCAGCUGCGGCGGCAGGCUCAGCAUUGCCCUUGAUGACAAUCAUUCUUGGAGACUUUGUCCAAGACUUCAACGGCUGGGGGACAGGUGGAAUCCAGCCUGCCGACUUUCGGCACAAGGUCAACCAGAAUACGCUCUGGUUGGUGUAUCUUUUUGUCGGAAAGUUUGCGAUGGGCUACUGUGGCACUGUCAUGCAUUCCAUCUCUGCUUCUCGUAUAACUCGCAGGAUCCGUCUCCGGUAUCUCCAGACCGUUCUACAUCGACCCAUCUCUUACUUUGAUCACCACACGGCGGGUUCUAUAGGCUCGAGUUUGUCGACAGACACCAAUCUGAUUGAGGUCGGACUUGCUGAAAAGGUUGCCACAGCCUUUCAAUCGAUCUCAAUGUUGGUCACAGCCUUUGCCAUUGCAUUCAUCAAAUCUUGGAGACUGACACUUGUGAUUGCCGCGAUCGUUCCAUACAUGGUGCUGACAACUGGACUUCUCUCGCUUCUGGAUGCAAGAAUCGAGGCGCAAAUGCGUACGACUUACGUGAAAGCAUCCGGUAUGGUUGAAGAAUGGCUGAGCAGUGUUCUCACCAUCACGGCCCUUGGUGCGGCAGACAAGGUCACGGCACAAUACAAGCAAGUCAUCGAGAGAAACAAGAUCUUUGGCAUCAAGAGAGGACCAAUCGAGGCUUCAAUCUUCGGGAAUAUGUGGUUUGCGGUGCACAGCGGCUACGCACUGGCGCUAUACUACGGAGUACGACUGCUCAACCGUGAUGAGAUAGAGAACGGAGGCGCUCUUAUAACGGUGUUGAUGGCUAUUGUUAUAGGGAGUUCGUCGAUGGGACUAGUUGCUCCUUCUCUACCAAAUUUCAUCAAGGCUGCAGCAGCGGCGCAGCAGGUUCUGAAGGUAUUGGACGAAUCUUCCUUCGGAGAUGCGGGAACAGGUCAGUCUCGCCAGAUCAUACCCGAGACAAUCACCGGGCAGUUGAGUCUGAGAAACGUCUCGUUCUCCUACCCGACAAGACGAACCAUUCGCGUUCUGAACGACUUGAGCAUAGAAAUUCCUGCCAACAAGCUGACUGCAAUUGUCGGUCACAGUGGAUGUGGCAAGAGUACCGUCGUGGGGCUCUUGGAGCGGUGGUAUGAUCCUAAUGAAGGCUCGAUUUAUCUGGAUGGCACAAAUAUACAAGAGCUCAGCCUCGAUUGGUUGAGAGGGCAGAUUGGGUUGGUGCAACAGGAGCCCAUGCUGUUCAACGAUACCAUCUACGGAAAUGUUCUGAAUGGAUUGGGUGAGACACAUGUCAACGGACUGGACGAAAGAGACCAGCGUCGAUUGGUCAUCGAGGCUUGCAUCACGGCAGACGCACACGAGUUCAUACAAGCACUCCCCGAAGGGUACAACACCAAAGUCGGCGAACAUUCUGAUCUCCUGAGUGGUGGCCAAAAGCAAAGGAUUGCAAUCGCCAGAAGCAUCAUUUCGAAACCAAAAAUCCUUUUACUGGACGAGGCCACCAGCAGCCUAGAUCGGGACUCUCAGAGGGUUGUACAACAAGCACUGGCAAGAGCUGCUCAGGGCAGAACAACGGUGAUGAUCACGCACCAGUUGUCCACGAUCGAGCAUGCGGACAAUAUCGUCGUUAUGGAGGACGGCCACGUCAGAGAGCAAGGGAAUCAUGCCUCUCUUGCAGCUGCAGACGGGCCAUAUGCUCAUCUUCUCCGCGCAAAGAGCUUGAUCAGGGGUAAGGAGAAUACUAGGGCGUUGAACGAGGCAAUACAGGAGAGAGUCAAAAAAGCUACAGCCGCGACCCAGAGAUCGGGCUCCGCGAAGGGCCCUCAAACAAGACAAGCCGCGGUGGGAGCUACCAUUGAGGCAACAUCCGUCAGUCGCCGCUUUUCUCUGAUCAAAUGCCUGCUCAUGAUACUCUCCGACCAAAAAAGGAUCAUACCUAUAUUCGUGGGUGGUCUAAUGGGGGGCGCUGCCGCCGGUGCUCUCAUACCCAUCCAAGCCUUUCUUUUCUCCAGACUUGUCACCAUCUUUCAAUAUCAGGGUUCGAAGCUGCUCUCCCGGGCCGACUUCUGGGCGCUUAUGUUCUUCAUGCUGGGGUUGGCGCAUUUGAUCACGUUCGCCGUCACUUGGUUUUUGUUUGCGAUAGCGGGCGCCCAAAGUUCUCUGAAAUACCGCGUGGAGUACUUGAGAGGCUUGCUCGUUCAAGACAUUACCUUCUUUGAGGAGGGCGGAAAUUCGUCCGGAGGCUUGACCGCAUUGCUGGGACUUGACGGCGACGAAAUGGACUUGAUGAUCGGCUUGAACCUUGGACUGCUUGUCCUCUUUGUUGUCGAUUUGAUCUCCAACGCCAUCCUGGCACUGGCCGUCUACUGGAAGCUGGCCUUGGUGGGGGUUUUUUGUUGCGUGCCGUUGCUUCUCCUGGCCGGCUACUUGCGCAUGAGGAUCGACCGGGAAUCAGAGGAGCGGGCGGCGAAGUUCUUCAUGGAGAGUGCCCGCUUCAGCUCCGAGGCGGUUGGAGCGAUUCGGACCGUUGCAUCCCUGACAAUGGAGUCCAAGGUUAUUGAGCGGUAUUCGGCCAGAUUGAAGACCGCCGCUGUGAGCUCUUUGAGACGGACCAUGUUGUCCAUGCUCUUUUUCUCUCUCGCGGACUCCUCCGAUUUGCUAGCCAUGUCCUUAGUGUUUUGGUACGGCGGAAGGCUUGUCUCGUAUGGCGACCUGGGGGUUUCGGCGUACUUCUUGGUCUAUGGUGCCGUCAUUUUUGGAGGGCAAUCUGCUGGGUACUGUAUAGGAUACACCGCAAGCAUUACGAAAUCUCAAGCCGCGAUGAACCGUAUGUUUUACAUGAAGCAGAAAAGACCAGCCAUCAACUUCCAGCCAGGCAUCGACCCGCGCACACUGCCUUCCACAGACUUCGCCAUCGAGUUUAAGAACGUCGUUUUCCGCUACCCAGCUCGACCCGAUGUGACAGUCCUCCAUGAUCUCAACUUGAAGAUUCGACCUGGAGAAAAGGUAUGUAUAACGGGACCCAGCGGCUGUGGCAAGUCGACCAUCAUUGCGCUCCUCGAACGCUUUUACGACGUCACCGCUGGUGAAAUCUUCAUCAAUGGUACUGACAUCCGUUCGCUCGAUGUCCACACCUACCGCUCGAUGCUCGGGUUCGUGUCACAGGAGACCACCCUCUAUCAGGGCACGUUACGACACAAUCUACUCUUGGGUGUCAAAGACGAUGAGACUGUAACCGAUCAACAACUCGAAGCUGUUUGCCGGACCGCCAAUAUUCACGACUUCAUCAUCUCCUUACCGAGUGGCUACGACACCGAGUGCGGACCACACGGGCGAGCUUUCAGCGGCGGCCAGAGACAACGCAUUGCUUUAGCCAGGGCUCUCCUGCGCGACCCACAGAGCCUGCUCCUGGACGAAGCUACGAGCGCAUUGGACGUCGAGAAUGCGGAGCUGGUAAGAAACGCGUUGGACAAGGUUGCUGGUGGUGGUGGCUCGUUAGGCAACGGGAAGGAAGGAAAUGAUCACGCUCGAGGUCGGACCAUGGUCAACAUCUCGCACCAGGUGGAGACGAUGAAGUCCGCAGACAAGAUCAUCGUGGUGGACAAAGGCGCGGUGAUCGAGUCUGGGGCGUUUGAGGAGUUGAUGCAGAAGAAGGGAUUUCUUUGGACGAUGAUGGUGGAAGGUGACUUGAGGUAG
This is a messenger RNA of Fonsecaea erecta, 3840 nucleotides long. RefSeq lists its product as hypothetical. Gene Ontology annotation, biological process: transmembrane transport. NCBI's taxonomy places the organism in Eukaryota, Fungi, Ascomycota, Eurotiomycetes, Chaetothyriales, Herpotrichiellaceae. Gene Ontology annotation, molecular function: ABC-type transporter activity; ATP binding; ATP hydrolysis activity. Gene Ontology annotation, cellular component: membrane. The coding region runs from base 1 to 3840 and encodes 1279 amino acids. The transcript is spliced from 6 exons. The record is from RefSeq and is a predicted model, not a curated record.